GUGGACUGGGAAUACUGAACUUCAUACGCAACCUUUGCCAAGAGAAAGCUUUUAUUCUAAACCUUUUUAAAGAUGGGAUUUCUGGCACCCAGUUUUUCUUUUCUUUAAGAGAGUCUGUUUUGAAAUGCACAUAUAGCAUACGAACUUGGUGCUCAUAAGAACUUGAUGGAUGAUGCUUGAGGAAUUGCUAAACCUGUCUAAUCAGCGUGCCAUGGUCACAUUUGCUUUAAUUGGUGGGCUGGCAUCCAACCAGAGGCUGUCUUACAGGAAUAUCACAAAAUCAACCCUGGUCCUGGUGCUGGCACUAUUGAACAGUAAACAGGUCAUGGGGUCUCUGCUAGAUGAUACGAUAAGGAAGUGGUUGGAUUAUAAGGUAAAUUGUACGAACACAUUAACACCCAAAAACGUCAACAGAUCUGCGGUGUACUGCAGCGCAUCAUUUGACCAGUUUGCCUGCUGGCCCGAAUCCCCUCCUGGAAACGUGUCAGUGCCUUGCCCUCAUUACCUGCCCUGGAUAAAGGAAGGGGGUUCUAGUCAUCUGUACAGAUACUGCACUGAUAAUGGGACCUGGCUUACAGUUGAAAACUCAACAGAUAUCUGGAGGGAUCACUCUGAAUGCUCUGAACACAACCAUCACUUCAAACAACAGGAAACCGAGCAUGCACUUCUUUCAGUUCUCCAGUUUGUCUAUACCAUAGGAUACUCCUUGUCACUUUUCUCACUCUUGCUGGCUGUUCUCAUUUUACUGUUAUUGAGGAAACUUCAUUGCACCAGAAACUACAUCCACAUGAAUUUGUUUGCUUCCUUUAUGUUUCGUGCUGUGUCAGUUCUUGUCAAAGACGUAAUUCUUCACAUUGCCUACGCUAAGAGACCCACAGACGAAACAGGAUGGAUAUUCUAUUUUAAUUCAGAGAUUUCUGCAGCCUGCAUAAUCACUCAAGUUUCUAUGCACUAUUUUGCUGGAGCCAAUAUCUUCUGGCUACUAGUUGAAGGAAUCUACCUCCAUUCUUUACUUUUUACUGCUGUUCUGUCAGAAAGAAGAUUGUUAAAGAAAUAUAUGUUCAUAGGCUGGGGGACUCCAGUUCUGUAUGUUGUUCCAUGGACAGUGACAAAAGCUAUCUAUGAAAAUAAAGGGUGUUGGGGUACAAACAUAAACAUGGGAUAUUGGUGGAUUAUCAGAGUACCAAUGAUAUUUUCCAUUACAGCAAAUUUUUACAUUUUUGUUAAAAUACUAAAAUUGUUGUUCUCAAAGCUGAAAGCAGAGCAAAUGCAAUGCAGUGAUUACAAAUACAGAUUAGCAAGAGCCACCUUGGUCUUAAUCCCGUUGCUGGGGAUCCACGGGUUUGUGUUUGCAUUUUUUACUGAUGAGCAGGUGGAAGGUCAAUCACGGUACAUAAGACUCUUCAGCGAGCUAACUAUAAGUUCCUUCCAGGGUUUCCUGGUAGCUCUGUUGUACUGCUUUUCCAAUGGAGAGGUGCAAGCAGAACUUAAAAAGAGAUGGAGACUGUUUCUUUUCUCCAAUCACUUUGAACAUGCUGCUGACUGCAUACUAGGGAAGCAUUUCAAGUACCUUGGGAAAUACUCUAAAAGGCGCACAAAUCGUUAUUUCCACCAAAAUAAGUUUUGCAGAGAUGGAAAGAGACCUUCAAGCAUGCAGUUCCUGCAGGUGGCACUUAGAUCAGAUGCGGUGGAGUAUUUCAUAAGGGGAAGUGUGUCCAGCUCUGAAGGAGAAGGAACUCUGGGUGAAACACUCGAAGAAAUACUCGAAGAAAGCCAGAUUUAAGUAGGACCUGGUGGCAAGCAGCCACUUUGACAAUGACUGUAAAUAUAUUAAUAAUCUAUUAUUGACUAUUAAACAAUUAACAUGUGUACAUAUUUAUAAUUACUUUGUAAUAUCUUAUUGAACUUAAUUAUCACAGAUCUCUGUGUGGCUCAAGAAAUAUACUGUAUAGCUAUGCACAAUAGGACAUUAUAAACAUGUUUUUUAAUUAAUGCAAAACAAAUCCAGCACUAUUUUUGUAUGGAAAAUAAAUAAAUAAAGGCACUUUUUUCAUAUUUGUUUACUACAUGUACAAGAUACACAUACAAAAAAAUCACAUCUAGUAAAAUCUACAAUAGUUAAGAAAGAGUCUUCACUUAGCAGCUGUGUAGCUUUGUUCCAUCUAUUGCCUUUGCGUGAUUUGACUGCUACCUCUCUGGGGCUGUAUUCACAAAGCUGUCUUAAGUCUGGUCAUAAGUUGUCAAUAAUGACACUGUCAUUAUGAAAUUGUGGUCUUAAGUAUGGUUCUUAACUUUAAAACUACCCAGGAGUAGGCUUAAGUAUUAAUUUGCUAUUAACCACAGCUAUUUUUAACUAACAUGACUCGACAGAAGAUACUGUACGAUUUAUUUGAAGAUCACCCAGAUGUGGGAAAAUUGCCCUACAUGUGUUUUUGUAGACAGGGAAAAACCCUUUGGAAGUUUUUACCAAGACUUCCUUUUUCUGUCAGUCAUUUUUUUUUUCAUCUACAGGGAUAAACAAACAGAUGAAUUUUUCAUUUAAAAA
Polyodon spathula (Mississippi paddlefish) is the source of this 2545-nucleotide messenger RNA. Its product is annotated as glucagon-like peptide 2 receptor. The coding region runs from base 170 to 1783 and encodes 537 amino acids. Gene Ontology annotation, molecular function: glucagon receptor activity; peptide hormone binding. The record is from RefSeq and is a predicted model, not a curated record. Gene Ontology annotation, biological process: cell surface receptor signaling pathway; adenylate cyclase-modulating G protein-coupled receptor signaling pathway. The transcript is spliced from 13 exons. Lineage: Eukaryota; Metazoa; Chordata; Actinopteri; Acipenseriformes; Polyodontidae. Gene Ontology annotation, cellular component: plasma membrane.